AUGUGUCGCCCACACGUCGCACAGUGUCGCCGGGAGCGCGAGCCACAUCGCACCGCGAGGGUAUCUUGCGUGCUGCUCCUGCUGGCGCUCGUUUCAGCCUGUCCGCAGAAUGCGGCGUCUAUCGCGGCCAGCAUGCCACCUGGCGCCGCCACCCCAAUGGAGCAGCAAGCAGAGCACGCAGCGCCACUGGCGUUCUGGGAGGCGAUGGGGCUGUGGCGAGCGGGGCGAUGCGCUGUUAGCGUUCUGGGAGGCGAUGGGGCGCAGCGAGGGGCUGAGGGCGAGAGGGUGGGCGCCUAUCCUUCUCCUCCCUUCCCUUACACCGCCUGUCCCUGCACCCCCCUUCCUUCUCCCCGCCCCCGCACAGGCGCAGCGCUGCUGGCGUUUUGGGAGGCGACGAGGCAAAGAGCGGCGCUGCUGGCGUUCUGGGAGGCGAUGGGGCGCAGCAAGGGGCUGCGGGCGAGCGGGUGGGGCAACACGUCGCUCCCGUGUGACCCGCGCAGGCCGCCGUGGGGGGGCGUGCACUGCAGCCCCACAGGCCACGUGGACGGCAUCGAGCUGCCAUACAAGGGACCGGAGUCACCGCAGGGGAAGGAGCUGCAGGGGCAGGUGCCGUGGGCGGGCAUGACAGCCCUCUCACGCCUCACAAUGCUCGACCUCAGCUUCAACCAGGCCUCGGGACCUCCUGUCACCCCUGCUGUUGCCGCCUUCACUGCCCUGCAAACCCUCCAGCUGCAGUACAACAAGCUCACCGGCCCCGUCCCUGCUGUAAUCGGCUCCCUGCCCGCGCUGCAGAUUCUCGAGCUGGGCUACAAUCAACUCUCAGGCCCGCUGCCUUCCACCCUCGGCCUGCUGCCCUCUCUGCAAGCACUGUACGUGCUGCCACACACCUGCCACUGCAAGCACUUUACGAAUGAAAGGAAAUGUAAUCUGCACAUCCCUCCGCCUCUCUCCCUCUGUCCCUUUCCCCUUCUCAUCACCUCCACCUUCUCAUCACCUCCACCUUCUCAUCACCUCCACCUUCUCAUCACCUCCACCUUCCUAUCACCUCCACAGGACCUCGACUUACCCAUAUGGUUCCCCACCGGCCUCUCUCCCGCACCUCUUCUAGCCUCUUCCCCCAAUUCAACCUUCUCCCACUCCCCCAUCCCUCUCCUUCCACCCCCUCAUCCCUUCCUUCCCCUCCUCAUUCCUUACAGCCGCAUCUCCUUCAGCAACAUCACGGGGUCCCUGCCCGCCUCUCUCCUGCGCGCCUUUUCUUGCCUCUCUUCCCCAUUCAACUCCCACUCCCCCAUCCCUCUCUCCUCACCUCCUUAUCUCUGCCCCCUCCUCCCUUCCCUCCUCCCCAUCCCUUACAGCCGCAUCCCAUUCAGCAACAUCACGGGGUCCCUGCCGGCCUCGCUCUCGCGCCUCUCAGCGCUGAGCUCACUGCGCCUCACACAGAACCUUCUCGCUGGCCCCCUCCCCGCCAACCUCUCAGCACUCACCGCACUAACUGAGCUGCAGCUGGAGGAGCUUCCCUCCCUACCCCCUCCUUGGUCCCCCUCUCCUUUCCCCCUGCCCACCCUUGCCUCCCCUGCCUUGUGGCACGCUCCUAGCCUCAUGGGGCAAACUCCUGUCGCCCCAGCACCUGGUGCUUCCUCCGCCCCUUUGACCUCCAUCUCCGACCCGCCCCCUUCCCCACGCUACACCCUCCCUGCCCCUCACCCCCCUCUCCCCCACCAGCGAGGUGUCGGCAAAUGCUCUCAGCUCAGCGGCACGCUGCCAGCCUCAUGGAGCAAACCCGCCAAGGUGUCGGUGAAUUCUCUCAGCGGCUCGCUGCCAGCCUCGUGGAGCAAGCUCUCGGCGCUCAGGCAGCUGGCGGCUUCCAGCAACAACAUCACAGGGCCCUUCCCCGCCUUCCUGCUCUCGCUACCGAGUAUUGAGGAGAUGCAGCUGGCAGCCACCAGCAACAACAUCACAGUGCCCUUCCCCUCCUUCCUGCUCUCACUGCCCAACAUAGAGGAGAUGUAG
Molecule: messenger RNA, 2010 nt
Organism: Closterium sp. NIES-65
Lineage: Eukaryota; Viridiplantae; Streptophyta; Zygnematophyceae; Desmidiales; Closteriaceae
Source: the annotation of a GenBank genome assembly